Messenger RNA from Callorhinchus milii (elephant shark), 849 nucleotides. Its product is annotated as zinc finger and SCAN domain-containing protein 2-like. Gene Ontology annotation, molecular function: DNA-binding transcription factor activity; RNA polymerase II cis-regulatory region sequence-specific DNA binding. Gene Ontology annotation, biological process: regulation of transcription by RNA polymerase II. NCBI's taxonomy places the organism in Eukaryota, Metazoa, Chordata, Chondrichthyes, Chimaeriformes, Callorhinchidae. The transcript has a single exon. The annotation marks the transcript as partial. The record is from RefSeq and is a predicted model, not a curated record.
UUCCCGGCGCCCUGUAAACUGGAGCUGCACCGCCGCACCCACACCGGGGAGCGGCCGUUCGGGUGCGAGGUCUGCGGGAAGCGCUUCCCCAGCGGCGACGCGCUGAAGGUUCACCGGCGCUACCACACCGGGGAGCGGCCGUUCGGCUGCGAGUCGUGCGGCCGCCGCUUCUACAUCUCCAGUAGUCUCCUCCUGCACCGCCGCCUCCACACCGGGGAGCGGCCCUUCCCGUGUGGGCUGUGCGGCCGCCGCUUCAUCGCCUCGGCCGAGCUGCUGAAGCACCAGCGGUCGCACGGGGAGGCGGGCGGCGGGGGGUCGGGGUCGGGUCGGGCCGCGCGGCCCCGCGCGCGCCGCUCCCCGGACAGGCCCCUCCCGUGCGGCCUGUGCUCGCGGCACUUCCGCAGUCCCGCCUCCCUGGCGGCGCACCGCCUGUCACACACACCGCCCGACCAGCGGCCCGCGCACCACUGCGCCUCCUGCGGCGGCCGCUUCCCCACCGCCGGGCGGUUGGCCGAGCACCGGCGCUCCGCGCACGCGGGCGAGAGGCCGCACCCGUGUCCGCUGUGCGGCAAACGCUUCGGUACCCCGCGGGGCCUCACCGCCCACCGGCGCACUCACAGCGGCGAGAGGCCCUUCCCCUGUCCCUCCUGCGCCAAGUGCUUCUCCACCUCCAGUAACCUACUGCUGCACCAGCGCAUCCACACCGGGGAGCGGCCCUUCCUCUGCCCCGUCUGCGGAAAGCGCUUCUGCCGCGCCAGCCACCUGGCCAGGCACCGCGCCACACACCGGCCCGCGGGCCACACACCGGCCCGCGGGCCACACACCCGGCCACGGGCCGCCAGGCAAUAA